AUGAAAUAUAUCUUAGCUAUUGAUCAAGGCACAACAAGCACGCGAGUCAUUCUCUUCAACGAGAGGUGUAAGUCCCAAUAUGUCGAACAACGAGAAUUUGAAUCGAUCUUUCCUGAGCCUGGGUGGGUCGAGCAGGACCCCAACAUGAUAUACAACGACAUUGUCGCAAUGAUCAAAAGUCUUUUGGAGAAGUCACAAGUAUCAAAGAGUGACAUUGCUGCCGUUGGCAUAACCAAUCAGAGAGAGACGACUACAUUGUGGGAUAAACGGGAUGGGAGGAUCAUCCAUAACUCGAUUGUGUGGCAAUCAAAGCAAUCAACUCGACAAUGUGAUGAGUUGCAGCAAAAGGGUCUUCAGACAGUUAUUAAAGAGAAAACGGGUUUACUCAUCAAUCCAUAUUUCUCUUGCUCGAAAAUCAUGUGGCUCUUUGAGAAUGUCCCCGAGGCUAAGAAGCUUGCGGACGAAGGAAAUUUGUAUUUUGGGACGAUCGACACUUGGAUCAUCUACAAGCUGACUGGCGGGAAAGUGCAUGCUACAGAUGUCUCCAAUGCAGCUCGAACAAUGCUUUUUAAUAUCUAUGAGUUACAUUGGGACGAAGAGAUCUUGGAUGAGUGUCAUAUACCUAAGAGUAUUCUUCCUGAUGUCAAGAGUUCGUCUUGUGACUUUGGGACUAUCACAGACAUCCCCGAGCUGGCGGGUGUCAAAAUCACGGGAGUUGCUGGAGACCAACAAAGUUCGUUAUAUGGCCAUGGUGCAAAGGUCGGUGGGUGUAAGGCGACAUACGGCACAGGCUGCUUUGUUGUGAAGAAUGCGGGAAAGAAGCUUGGGGAGAUACCAAAAGGGCUUCUGGGGACUAUUGGGUGGAAAGUAGGAGAUCAAGUGACAUAUGCUAUAGAAGGGUCAGUGAUGACUGCGGGAGCUGCAUUGCGAUGGAUUCGUGACAUGGGUAUUCUUAAAGAGUAUAAUGAAAUCACGGAAAUAUUACCUGAGAACAAUGGUGGGGUAUAUUUUGUACCUGCUUUUCAAGGGUUAGGUACGCCGUAUUGGGAUGAUGAUGUGAGAGGAAUGAUAGUUGGAUUAACAAGUGGGACCACCAGAGGACAUUUAGUCAGAGCAACACUUGAAAGUAUAGCUUUACAGUGUUCUCAAGUGAUUGAUAUAAUGGGGGUCACUUCUGAGAUUAAAGUGGACGGAGGGGUAUCGAAGAGUGACAUGAUGUUGCAAUUCCAAGCGGACAUUUGUGGGAAGAAAGUUGUUCGGUUGAAAGAGAAAGAAAUCACUGCGAUGGGUGUUGCUAUGUUAGCAGGAAUUGCUGUGGGACUUUUUAAGGAAAGCGAGUUGGAUGAGAUGAGAGAGGUCGAAAGAGUCUUUGAACCAUCGAUGAGCCAUGACGAAGUACAACAAAUCUUUUUGGUGUGGAAUAAGGCCGUUGCUGCCGCUCGACACUUUGUGCACUAA
Messenger RNA from Entamoeba invadens IP1, 1458 nucleotides. Its product is annotated as glycerol kinase, putative. Gene Ontology annotation, cellular component: mitochondrion. The transcript has a single exon. Lineage: Eukaryota; Evosea; Mastigamoebida; Endamoebidae. Bases 1 to 1458 code for a protein of 485 amino acids. Gene Ontology annotation, biological process: glycerol metabolic process; glycerol-3-phosphate biosynthetic process; triglyceride metabolic process. Gene Ontology annotation, molecular function: glycerol kinase activity. The record is from RefSeq and is a predicted model, not a curated record.